Lactuca virosa is the source of this 1504-nucleotide messenger RNA. NCBI's taxonomy places the organism in Eukaryota, Viridiplantae, Streptophyta, Magnoliopsida, Asterales, Asteraceae. The record is from the annotation of a GenBank genome assembly.
AGGCAUUUCUUCUAUUUCCCGCGUUUGUAAACAUUUCCCGCUUCUCGUCGAAACCCUAAUUUGCGAAAAAUGGGGACGAAGCACCACUCCUCCGAUCCCGUGUCCGAUCCCAAAAAGCGUAGAAAGGUCGGAUUCUCCAAAGUCGAUGAAGGGGUUGAACCUAACGAUUGCAUCAAAAUCUACAUGGUUUCUCGACAAGAGGAAGUGGGCUCACCAGAAAGCUUCCCUGUUGAACCUGUUGAUCUAGGCCCCUUUUUUGAAGAAGAUGGGAAAAUAUACGGCUAUCAAGGGUUGAAGAUCGCCAUUUGGAUUAGCAGCAUAUCAUUUCAAGCAUAUGCAGAUAUUUCUUUCGAGAGCACAUCUGAUGCUGGGAAAGGAAUCACAGAUCUUAAUUCUUCUCUUCAGAACAUUUUUGCAGAUAAUCUUGUUGAGACAAAAGAUGACUUCCUCAAAACAUUUUCCACAGAGAGUAAUUAUAUCAAAUCUAUGAUCUCAGAGGGAAAAACAAUUCAGCAAAUUCUCCCAUCUUCAUAUAACAAUGAAUCAAAUGGGACUUUGAAAGAAGAUUGUUCUGAGCUUGAGGUUGUUCAUGUUGAGGGCACAUCUAUGGGCCUUCUUUAUUGUAGAUUGGUGCCACUUGUUCUUCUUCUUGUUGAUGGUAGCAAUCCAAUUGAUGUGACUGAUCCUGAUUGGGAGGUUUAUCUUUUAGUUGAAAAGAAAAGUGAUGAAUCACAGAAGCUUCUUGGUUUCGCAGCUCUUUAUCGGUUUUUUCAUUACCCUGGUAGCAAGAGGUUAAGACUUGGCCAGAUAUUGGUGUUUCCUCCAUAUCAACGCAAAGGGUACGGAGGUCAUUUGUUUGAAGCAAUCACAAACAUGGCAGUUUCAGACAACGUGUAUGACCUCUCGAUCGAAGAGCCUCUUGACUCAUUACAACAUGUAAGAUCAUGUGUUGAUAUCCCACGGUUGCUUGCACUCCAAGCAAUCCAGCCGUCACUUGACUCAGCUGCCUUGCGUCUCAAGCAAGAAAAUCUCACAAAGCGGACCCAAAUUACCAAAUUCACCCCGCCAUCAUCUGUGAUUGAAGAGGCGAGAAAAACUCUCAAAAUCAACAAGAAACAGUUUCUACAGUGUUGGGAGAUUUUGCUUUAUGUGAAACUGGAUCCUGUUGAGAAGUAUAUGGAGAAUUUUAGGAGUGUUGUGUUGGACAGGAUUAGGGCUGAUGUCAUCGGGAAGGAUAAUGGUGGGGCCGGGAAGCGGGUGAUUGAGGUUCCGACUGAGUAUGAUGAGGAGGUGUCGUUUGUGAUGUUUAGGACAACAGGUGGUGGUGAUGGUGGUGAAGGGAAGGAGGUGGAGAUGGAGGAACAGGAUUUGAGUAAACAAGAAGAGCAGCUUCAGAAGCUGGUUGAUGAAAGGAUUCAAGCUAUAAAGUUGGUUGCUCAAAAAGUAUGUGUCAAGAGCUCUUGAAAUUAAUUAAAAUGAAUGAUUUUCUUAAUCUGUUAUUUUG